Molecule: messenger RNA, 1013 nt
Organism: Orbicella faveolata
Lineage: Eukaryota; Metazoa; Cnidaria; Anthozoa; Scleractinia; Merulinidae
Product: survival of motor neuron-related-splicing factor 30-like
Biological process (GO): regulation of alternative mRNA splicing, via spliceosome; mRNA processing
Cellular component (GO): precatalytic spliceosome; nucleus; cytoplasm
Molecular function (GO): RNA binding
Source: RefSeq, a predicted model, not a curated record
GUGGCCGGGCCUCUCAUACGGGAGCUCUAAGGUGCCUAGCGGCCACGCUCAAUGUUUUCUUGAAGUCAAAGAUGGCGGAUGCUAGAGAAUUGCAGACAAAUUUGACAGAAUAUCGCGCUCAAUUACGACAGGUUGAAGCAGCAUUAACCACUGAUCCGGACAAUGACGAACUUAAGAAGUUAAAAGGCGAUUUACAGGAAGUAAUAACCCUUACAUUGGAUCUUCUGAAAGUGAAUGAGAAAGGAGGGGUUGGAGAUGUUGCAGCGUCAGUAGGACCUGGUGUCAAGUGGAAAGUAGGACAGAAAUGUCAAGCUGUUUGGAGUCAGGACGGCAACUAUUAUGAUGCGACUGUUGAUAGCAUAUCUGAUGACCUUACAACAUGUACAGUUUCAUUUGAAAAAUAUGGAAACACAGAAAUUGUUAAGGUGAGGCAGGGUCUGCUUGUAAUUAUGUCAAUUAAGGAUGUUUUUGUGUUUUCUAGCUAUUAUGAUGCGACUGUUGAUAGCAUAUCUGAUGACCUUACAACAUGUACAGUUUCAUUUGAAAAAUAUGGAAACACAGAAAUUGUUAAGGUUUCAUCAUUAAGAGAAAAAGAUCAAGCUGGCUCAAAAAGACCUGCUGAAACUGGGAAAACUACCAUAGCAGCAAGCUCAUCAAAGAAAUCCAGGGCCGACGAGGAUGCCCUUCGAGAACAGAAAAAGAAAAAGAUGUUAAAAAAGAAACAAAGAGCGAAAGAAAUUGAAGAACAAAGAGAAAAAGACAAACAAAACUGGUUGGACUUUUUCAACAAUUCCAAGGGUGGUGGCUCAAGCAAAUCAGGAAAGAGUUUGAAGGGUGUUUCAAAAAAGAGCAUAUUUGCCUCUCCAGAGUCGAUUCAAGGAAAGGUUGGUGUUGGUACAUGUGGCACUGGUGGACAACCCAUGACGCAAUUCACACAACCGGACAAACUUGUUUACAAGAGAUGAUAACAUUCAGUGCUUCUCACGCAAUAAAUGUACAGAACACUUUGAACA